Molecule: messenger RNA, 758 nt
Organism: Suhomyces tanzawaensis NRRL Y-17324
Lineage: Eukaryota; Fungi; Ascomycota; Pichiomycetes; Serinales; Debaryomycetaceae
Gene: RPS5
Product: 40S ribosomal protein uS7
Exons: 1
Coding region: 1-675 (224 amino acids)
Biological process (GO): ribosomal small subunit assembly; translation
Cellular component (GO): ribosome; cytosolic small ribosomal subunit
Molecular function (GO): rRNA binding; structural constituent of ribosome; mRNA binding
Source: RefSeq, a predicted model, not a curated record
AUGUCUGACGUCGAAGAACAAUACGUUGAAGAACAACCAGUUGUCCAAGAAGAAUUACAAUUAGUUGAAUUGGCUACCGCCAUCCCAGCUGACGUUCAAGCUGCUCAACAAGAAGUCAAAUUAUUCAACAAGUGGUCUUUCGAAGAUGUUGAAAUCAAGGACGUCUCCUUAGUUGACUACAUCCAAAUCAGACAACCAGUCUUUGUUUCCCACACUGCUGGUAGAUACGCUUCCAAGAGAUUCAGAAAGGCUCAAUGUCCAAUCAUCGAAAGAUUGACCAACUCCUUGAUGAUGAACGGUAGAAACAACGGUAAGAAGUUGAAGGCUGUCAGAAUCGUCAAGCACGCUUUGGAAAUCGUCAACGUCUUGACCGACAGCAACCCAGUCCAAGUUGUUGUUGACGCUAUUGUCAACUCCGGUGCCAGAGAAGACUCUACCAGAAUUGGUUCUUCCGGUACCGUCAGAAGACAAGCCGUCGAUGUCUCUCCAUUGAGAAGAGUCAACCAAGCUGUCUCCUUGUUGACCAUUGGUGCCAGAGAAGCUGCUUUCAGAAACGUCAAGACCAUUGCUGAAUGUUUGGCUGAAGAAUUGAUCAACGCUGCUAAGGGUUCUUCUACCUCUUACGCCAUCAAGAAGAAGGAUGAAUUGGAAAGAGUUGCCAAGUCUAACCGUUAAAAUGUCUAUAUUUCAUGGGUUUCAUUUGUGUAUUUUAUCUUUCAUCUUUUAUAAAACACAACUUAAUGUAUAAAAGAACAUAU